AUGCACAGUCAGAAUCGCCAAGCCAAGAAAAUGAACCAUGAGGCAUUGCCUUCACAUGCUAGUCAGAGCAGCAGCAGUAGCAGCCAUCAUACUACGGCGUCUACUGUCUCUCCGCAGUCAUCGCAGUCGUCUGCUGCCUCAGUCCCGAUGAGGUCAAUGUUUCCCCAGUUUGAUCCGAAACUGCCUUUCAAUCAGCAAGUGUAUCAUCCACAGCUUCCAGAUGUCCCACGGCCCGUCAAGUCUUCUCGGAAACCUCCCAAGCUUACCCUGACGACGAAUACUGAGAUUGACAAUGUUCUCGGGCCGAAGACUGUACCUGCGAGUGUGCUCAACUUCCCAUCUGAGGCUUUGGAGUCCGAGGAGGUUACCUACUCAUCUAUGGAGGAACUAAAGAUGCUAUGGGAAGCAGCCAAUGGCCAGGGAAUGCGAGAUGUUGUUGGAACAUUGAACCUACGCAUGACAAAAACAGGACCCGCUACAUUUACCCUUGGAAACUCCCAGAACCCAUUCUACACACUACAAACAUAUUCAACCAACGAACUAUCCCUAAGCAGAUGUGAUCCUUCCAGACCAAACCACGACGUACCAAUCAUGAUGAUGAGCCUCGAAGACCGCAUCCGCCGCGAGCAUCCAAACGACGGACUCGUCACCCUCCUCUUCUCUCGACUAGCAGCCAUGUUAGCCAUAGACCAAGCCGACGAGAUCAGCAAACAACACCAUCUAACUCGCGCCGAAACAACGGAAGUAGAAACCGAUGCACUCAAACGAGCCGCAGCACAAGAGUCCUGUCGCCUCUCCUGGAACCGCCAUCGACGACUAUACGAGCUACGACACCCCUAUCUCUCAAGACAGAACCCGGCCGCUCUUGUUGGCGCCACCGGAAUCCCGCUCUCACCCGUGCGAUCCCAGUCUUCGGGGAUGGUGCACAUCACCGUCUCCGCACCGUCAAGCGACGCCUCUCCUCGCCAACCCCCGACCAUCAUCGUAACUGGCCCCGUCUCUUCAACGGCCGUGGAAGCCUCUCAGCAAGCUGCUAAUGCACGCACAUCCGUACUCCCCGUCACAGACCUUGACGAGCCACUCGCAUCCUUGGAUUUCGCCACGAAAACAUUGUCGAUUUCCCCGGCUGCUGUAAUCGCUACUAUCCCCUCUCUAUACGCCAUCGACUCUCUCGUCGCUGCGAUGUUAGCAGUCGCGGUCUCAGACGAAGCCACGAACCCCAUCCUUGCAGACAUGGUUCUCGGAUCCCCGAAGUCGUCUAGACCACCGACCUCCCACACUCUCGGACCCUAUUCACUGCCCGUCGUCCAGGGUAAACUGAUUACGACGGUUGCUGAGCGCGAAGACGCAGCAGAGAGCAUGAACCUGGCAUCACAGAUUAAAUCUGCGCAGAAGAAGUCCAAAGAGGCCUCGGGAAAGAAAAGUGGAUUCAAAUUCUGGAACAAGUCAUCUCCCAGACCGCAGGAAAGUAGUCGGAGCACGAAGAAGAAUAAGAACAAGCAGAUUGUGGUUGAGGAGUUUGAUUUGGAGAAGUAUGGUCGAUAUGGGAAGAGUUCGUCGCGAGAGGGGAAGAAGUUGCCUGGAAUUACUCGCACUAUCUUGCGUAUACUGUUCUUUGGCUUGGAUAUGAUUGUGAAGGGGUUGACGGUAAUUGUGAAGAUAUUGGCUUGGGUAUUGGUCAAUUCAACGCGGUGUGUGACCAGUGAGAAGUUCUGA
Penicillium mononematosum is the source of this 1716-nucleotide messenger RNA. RefSeq lists its product as uncharacterized. The record is from RefSeq and is a predicted model, not a curated record. The transcript is spliced from 2 exons. Bases 1 to 1716 code for a protein of 571 amino acids. NCBI's taxonomy places the organism in Eukaryota, Fungi, Ascomycota, Eurotiomycetes, Eurotiales, Aspergillaceae.